Messenger RNA from Medicago truncatula (barrel medic), 2788 nucleotides. Its product is annotated as protein argonaute 4. The record is from RefSeq and is a predicted model, not a curated record. NCBI's taxonomy places the organism in Eukaryota, Viridiplantae, Streptophyta, Magnoliopsida, Fabales, Fabaceae. The transcript is spliced from 22 exons. Gene Ontology annotation, molecular function: RNA binding; protein binding. Bases 1 to 2712 code for a protein of 903 amino acids.
AUGAGAUCACAAAGCGAAGAUCCUUUUCCCCCACCACCUCCCACUGUUCCUCGAAAUGUUAAACCAGUAAUUAUUGAACAAGAGCAUGUAAAGAAGAAGCUUCUAUCUAAAGUUCCGAUGGCUAGACGUGGCCUAGGAACAACGGGAAAUAAACUGUCUUUGUUAACAAAUCACUUUAAAGUGAAUGCCGCUAACACCGAUGGGUUUUUCUUUCAGUACAAUGUUGCUAUAUUUUAUGAAGAUGGAUGCCCGGUUGAAGCGAGCGGUGCUGGUAGGAAGAUACUUGAUAAAGUUAAAAAAACUUAUGAUUCUGAGCUUAGAGGAAAAGACUUUGCUUACGACGGGGAGAAGACUCUAUUUACAAUGGGCUCUCUAGCUCAGAACAAGCUUGAGUUUACUGUUGUUCUUGAAGAUGUAACGUCUAGCAGAAACAAUGGAAAUUGUAGCCCUGAAGGGAUCAGAAGUUCUAAUGACAUUGAUAGUAAGAGGAUCCGAAGACCCUUCCGAUCAAAGUCAUAUAAAGUUGAAAUCAACUAUGCAUCAAAAAUUCCUCUGCAGGCCAUUGACAGAGCCUUUAAGGGUCAAGAAACCGAGAAUUAUCAAGAAGCCCUAAGGGUUCUUGAUACUAUCUUGAGACAACAUGCUGCCAAACAAGGAUGUUUGCUUGUGCGCCAAAGUUUCUUCCAUAACGAUCCCAGGAGUUUCAAGAAUGUAGGUGGUGGAGUACUUGGAUGCAGAGGGUUGCAUUCGAGCUUUAGAACCACACAAAGUGGACUGUGUUUGAAUAUAGAUGUGUCAACAACAAUGAUUGUUCAACCGGGGCCUGUAGUUGACUUCUUGAUUGCAAAUCAAAAUGUGAAAGAUCCUUUCAACCUUGAUUGGAUUAAGGCCAAAAGGACUCUUAAAAACUUGAGAAUCACGACUAUGCCGUCCAACCAAGAGUUCAAAAUCACUGGGCUGAGUGAAAGGCCAUGCAAAGACCAGCUGUUUACGUUGAAGAAGAGAGGUGCUGCUCCUGGAGAAGAUGAUUCAGAGGAGAUCACAAUUUAUGAAUAUUUCGUUAACCGGCGAAAAAUUCCUCUUAAGUAUUCUGCUCGUCUUCCAUGUAUUAAUGUCGGGAAGCCAAAACGACCUACGUAUUUCCCAAUUGAGCUUUGUUCAUUGGUAUCCCUACAACGAUACACCAAAGCCCUCUCUGCACAUCAAAGAGCCUCCCUUGUGGAACAGUCGAGGCAGAAUCCUCUAGAACGGAUGAAGGUCUUGUCAGAUGCGUUGCAAACAAGCAACUACGGCUCUGAGCCCAUGCUACGUACCUGUGGCAUUACAAUAAAACCGCAUCUUACACAAGUUGAUGGGAGGGUUUUGCAGGCUCCAAGGUUGACGUUCGGCAAUGGGGAAUAUUUCAAUCCCAAAGAUGGUAGAUGGAACUUCAAUAAUAAGAAAAUUGCGCAACCGGUUACAAUAGCAAACUGGGCUGUGGUGGACUUUUCUAAUUACCGUGAUGUGCGAGGACUUGUGAGGGAUUUGAUAAAAUGUGGAAGAAUGAAAGGAAUUCAUAUCGAACCACCUUGUCAUGAAUUUGAAGAAAAUCGCCAAUUUAGCCGCGCACCACCAAUGGUUAGAGUUGAGAAGAUGUUUCAGGAAAUGCAGUCAAAAAUGAAAGAUCCUCCUAAGUUUAUCCUUUGCCUGCUUCCUCAGAAGAACUGUGAUCUUUACGGUCCGUGGAAGAAAAAGAAUCUUGCGGAGGAAGGAAUCAUUACUCAGUGCAUAGUCCCUAGCAAGGUUAACGACCAAUAUCUAACCAAUGUUUUGCUGAAGAUCAAUGCUAAGCUUGAUGGGAUAAAUUCUUUUUUAGGCAUUGAACACGCUCGUUCUAUGCCUAUUGUUUCUAGAGAACCGACUCUCAUUUUGGGCAUGGAUGUUUCUCAUGGUUCACCUGGGCAAUCUGAAAUUCCUUCAAUUGCUGCGGUCGUGAGCUCGAGGCAAUGGCCACUGAUAUCUAAAUAUAGGGCAUGUGUUCGAACUCAAGGUUCAAAGGUUGAGAUGAUCGACAAUUUGUUCAAGCCAAUGCCUAAUAACGAAGAUGCAGGAAUUAUAAGGGAACUUUUGGUUGAUUUCUAUAAUAGUUCUGGGCAAAGAAAACCAGCCAAUAUCAUCAUUUUCAGGGAUGGUGUUAGUGAGUCUCAGUUCAACCAAGUUUUGAACGUCGAACUCGGCCAAAUCAUCGAGGCUUGUAAAUUUCUUGAUGAAGACUGGAACCCCAAGUUUUUGUUGAUUGUUGCCCAGAAGAGACAUCACACAAAAUUCUUCCAACCUGAAAAUCGAAACAAUGUGCCACCUGGAACUGUUGUGGACAACAAAAUUUGUCAUCCUAGGAAUUAUGAUUUCUAUAUGUGUUCUCAUGCAGGAAGAAUUGGUACAACCAGGCCAACACAUUAUCAUGUUCUUUUGGAUGAGAUUGGUUUUUCUCCAGAUGAAUUGCAAGAGUUUGUGCACUCUCUAUCUUAUGUCUAUCAGCGAAGCACCACCGCCGUCUCUGUCGUUGCUCCAAUAUGCUACGCACACUUGGCUGCUUCUCAAGUUGCACAGUUCAUGAAGUUUGAGGAUAUGUCUGAAACUUCUAGCAGAAGAGAAGGUGAUAGCAAUGCCUCCCUCGUCCCACAGUUACCAAAGUUAGAUCGGAGAGUAUGCAACUCUAUGUUUUUUGUUUGAGUUGAUGAAAUUAUGAUCCCAUCAAACUUAUUUAAUGUUAGUGGCUAACUUUCAAAACUUAUUUUAGAUGAAUGUU